AUGUAUACCUGCCGGCUCGUAUUUUCCAAAUAUUAUAUCAUCCAUCAACAAGGGAUCCUCGUUCUCUGCUACAUUACAAAGGUUCUCAUUGUGGAAUUAGCCAAUCUGACUCAUUCUAGUUCCGGCAACAAUAACUUUCUCUCGUCCUUGCCUUCAAACACCAUCUCUUACUUCAAAGCUCAAGACUUGGGAUCAAAUCUCGUCCUCAUAUUAUCAGUUUCGGCCGCAAUGGAAGGAAUUCGCAUGUGGGUAGUCCUCCUUUUUUGUAUUUUCCACAUUAAAGUGACACAUUGUGUGGAGGAGGAGGUCAAGAGCUCAAUGAUAAGCUUCCUUGCCAAACUCUCUGGCCAGCAGAGUUUUUCUACUAUGAAUUGGAAGGGAGACUCUGAUCCUUGUACGGACCUCUGGCAAGGCGUAGCCUGCGAUUCUCGUAAUGUAUCAGUAAGAAGGCUAUUUCUAGACAGGUUGAAUUUAUCUGGAACUCUUGAUGCUGCUAUUCUCUGCAAUAGUCAACCUCUAGCUGAUUCUUUGAUAAUUCUGAGUCUUGGUGGAAACAACGUCAGAGGAGGAAUAGCAGAUGAGAUUGGAAACUGCAAACAGAUAACUCGCUUGUAUUUAGGGGGAAAUCAACUUUCUGGGGAACUUCCUCCUUCGCUUGCCGUGUUAAAUAAUCUGAAAAGGCUUGACAUUUCGAACAAUAAGUUUUCUGGUCACUUGCCAGGCUUGUCCAGAAUCUCAGGGCUGAAUGUGUUUCUCGCCCAGAACAAUAACCUCAGUGGGGCGAUACCCGGGUUUGAUUUCUCCAACCUUUACAAGUUUAAUGUUUCAUUUAACAAUUUUAGUGGCCGAAUCCCAGAUGUGCAUGGCCGAAUCUCUGAAGAUAGCUUUUUGGGUAACCCUGAACUCUGUGGGCAACCAUUGCAGAAGAACUGUGCCAUUCACACUCUUAAUGAAAAAUCUGUAGAACCAAAUGGAUCAAAUGAAAUGAAUGGAUCAAAUGAAUCAAAGGGUCCUUCUAAAGAUCAAAUCCUGAUGUAUUCAGGAUAUGCUGCAUUGGGUUUGGUAAUUAUCCUUUUCAUACUUUAUAAACUAUGUACAAGGAAGAAAAAACAGAAGGCUGAAGCAUCAAAUAAGGUCGCAUCAAGUAGUGAUCAUGAUGUGUUCGACAAACCUGGCAAUGCUUCAAGCGGACAAAAAUCGGUAAUAAGCAGAUCCGAGUUUUCAGUCAACUCUGAAGGGGGGACGGUUUCACAGUCACUUAUACUUCUUACACAACCAGUGGUAAGUGAAUUGAGACUUGAGGACUUGCUGAGAGCCCCUGCAGAAUUGCUUGGCAGAGGUAAGUAUGGUAGUCUUUAUAAGGUGAUGCUGGACAACAGGAAGACAGUGGUUGUGAAAAGGAUCAAGGACUCAGCUACUUCCAGCCAUGACUUCAAGCUAAAAAUGGAAACUCUAGGCCAAGUGAAGCACCCUUAUGUGCUCUCACCACUUGCUUUCUAUUGUUCCAAUCAAGAGAAGCUUCUGGUCUACGAAUUCCAGGAAAAUGGAAGCUUAUUCCAGCUUCUUCAUGGCGAGUCAAAGGGAUUUGAUUGGACCAGCAGGCUAGGAAUUGCAGCUAUGAUAGCAGAGGGAUUAGCCUUCAUGCAUCAAGAGGUUGGGGAGAAAGGUAUUGCACAUGGAAACUUGAAAUCCUCCAACAUUUUGCUGAGCCAUAACAUGGAGGCACGCAUAAGCGAGUAUGGUGUGAUGAGCAUGGACGAUGAACUGAGCUUAUCUUCUGCAAGCCCUCGUCCUUCUGGUUCUGGGCUACCAAAUGCGUUGAAGGCAGAUGUGUAUGGAUUUGGGGUGAUUCUUCUUGAGCUACUCACAGGGAAGUUAGUGAAGAACGAUGGCAUUGACUUGGCGGAGUGGGUCCAAUCUGUUGUGAGGGAAGAAUGGACUGGUGAGGUGUUUGACAAGGAACUGAUAUCAGAGUAUGCGAGUGAAGAGAGAUUGGUGAAUCUGCUUCGAAUGGCUAUCAAAUGUGUUCAUCGUUCCCCAGUAGCCAGGCCAUGUAUGAAUCAGGUGGCUCUCAUGGUUAACACUAUCAAAGACGAAGAAGAGAAAUCUUUGAUCUAUGAAGCCUGA
Neltuma alba is the source of this 2127-nucleotide messenger RNA. Its product is annotated as probable inactive receptor kinase At2g26730. Lineage: Eukaryota; Viridiplantae; Streptophyta; Magnoliopsida; Fabales; Fabaceae. The record is from RefSeq and is a predicted model, not a curated record. The transcript is spliced from 2 exons. Gene Ontology annotation, molecular function: ATP binding; protein kinase activity; protein binding. Gene Ontology annotation, biological process: protein phosphorylation. Bases 1 to 2127 code for a protein of 708 amino acids.